Messenger RNA from Apodemus sylvaticus (European woodmouse), 7005 nucleotides. RefSeq names its product sortilin related VPS10 domain containing receptor 1 (gene Sorcs1). Gene Ontology annotation, biological process: post-Golgi vesicle-mediated transport. Gene Ontology annotation, molecular function: protein binding. Gene Ontology annotation, cellular component: membrane; Golgi apparatus. Lineage: Eukaryota; Metazoa; Chordata; Mammalia; Rodentia; Muridae. Bases 77 to 3583 code for a protein of 1168 amino acids. The record is from RefSeq and is a predicted model, not a curated record. The transcript is spliced from 26 exons.
GCCGCCGUCAGCCCGGAGCCUCGCUCCGCUGCCCGCCUUCGGUCCGGGAUCCUCUCAGCUUCUCUCCGCUCCAGAGAUGGGAAAAGUUGGCGCCGGGGACCGCUCCUUGGCCGGGCUGAGCGCGCUCCUAGCUGGAGCGGGGCUUCUGAUGCUCUUAGCCCCCGGCGUCUGCAGCAGCCUCUCUAGCUGCCCUCCGCAGCACCCUAGCUCGACCCCACGCUGGACCCUUACCCCAAGAGGUUUUCCUCACCCGGGACCGCUGGGUCGGGCUCCUGCCACGCCCCCGCCCCUCUUCAGAAGACCCCUGUUCGCAGUGGCCCCCGGGGACCGGGCGCUGUUUCUGGAGCGAGCUGGGGGCAGCAAGGUGUCAGUGGCGACCGCUGCACGCUCUGGCCGGAGAAGACGGAGUGGAACGGAUCCCGAGAAGAUUGAACCCGGAGAGGGUGCGAGUAGGAGCCGCCGGGACAUGCUAAAGGAUGGAGGGCAGCAGGGGCCUGGGACUGGCGCGCGGGACCCGGACAAAGCCACCCGCUUCCGGAUGGAGGAGCUGAGACUGACCAGCACCACGUUUGCGCUGACAGGAGAUUCGGCACACAACCAAGCUAUGGUCCACUGGUCUGGCCACAACAGCAGCGUGAUUCUCAUUUUGACAAAGCUCUACGACUAUAACCUGGGGAGCAUCACUGAGAGCUCGCUUUGGAGGUCAACCGAUUAUGGGACAACCUAUGAAAAGCUGAAUGAUAAAGUGGGGUUGAAGACAAUUCUGAGCUAUCUCUAUGUGUGUCCUACCAACAAGCGUAAGAUCAUGUUACUCACAGACCCGGAGAUUGAGAGCAGUUUGUUGAUCAGCUCAGAUGAAGGGGCAACCUAUCAAAAGUACCGGCUCAACUUUUACAUCCAGAGUUUGCUUUUCCAUCCAAAGCAAGAAGACUGGAUCCUGGCAUACAGUCAAGACCAAAAGUUAUACAGCUCUGCUGAGUUUGGCAGAAGAUGGCAGCUUAUCCAGGAAUCAGUGGUACCAAAUAGGUUCUACUGGUCCGUGAUGGGGUCGAACAAAGAACCAGACCUUGUGCAUCUCGAGGCCAGGACCAUGGAUGGUCACUCAAUAUACCAAACUUGUCGGAUGCAGAACUGCACUGAAGCCAACAGAAAUAAACCUUUCCCAGGCUACAUUGACCCGGACUCUUUGAUUGUUCAGGACGAUUAUGUGUUUGUUCAGCUGACGUCAGGAGGAAGACCACAUUACUAUGUAUCCUACCGAAGAAGCCCGUUUGCACAAAUGAAGCUCCCGAAGUAUGCUUUGCCCAAGGACAUGCAUGUCAUUAGCACAGAUGAGAACCAAGUGUUUGCGGCCGUCCAAGAAUGGAACCAGAAUGACACGUACAACCUGUACAUCUCAGACACACGUGGUGUCUACUUCACGCUGGCCUUGGAGAAUGUGCAGAGCAGCAGAGGCCCUGAAGGCAAUGUCAUGAUUGACCUUUAUGAGGUAGCAGGGAUAAAGGGAAUGUUCUUGGCUAACAAGAAGAUUGACAACCAAGUGAAGACUUUCAUCACUUACAACAAAGGCAGAGACUGGCGCUUGCUGCAGGCUCCAGCUGCAGAUCUAAGAGGGGACCCUGUGCACUGUUUGCUGCCCUACUGUUCACUACACCUUCAUCUGAAGGUUUCUGAGAAUCCCUACACAUCUGGGAUCAUUGCCAGCAGAGACACAGCCCCAAGUAUUAUAGUUGCAUCAGGUAACAUAGGCUCUGAGCUGUCAGACAGUGACAUCAGCAUGUUUGUAUCUUCAGAUGCAGGGAACACUUGGAGACAGAUUUUUGAAGACGAGCACAGCAUUCUGUACCUUGAUCAAGGUGGAGUCCUGGUUGCUAUGAAACACACAUCUCUCCCAAUUCGACACCUUUGGUUGAGUUUUGAUGAAGGGAGAUCUUGGAGCAAAUACAGUUUUACAUCCAUUCCACUUUUUGUGGAUGGGGUUCUGGGUGAGCCUGGAGAAGAGACACUAAUCAUGACAGUGUUUGGACACUUCAGUCACCGUUCCGAAUGGCAGCUGGUCAAAGUGGACUACAAGUCCAUUUUUGAUAGGCGCUGUGCUGAAGAAGACUACAGACCCUGGCAGUUACAUAGCCAGGGGGAAGCAUGCAUCAUGGGAGCCAAGAGGAUAUAUAAGAAGAGAAAAUCGGAGCGGAAGUGUAUGCAAGGAAAGUAUGCGGGAGCAAUGGAGUCUGAGCCUUGUGUUUGCACAGAGGCAGACUUUGACUGUGACUAUGGCUAUGAGAGACAUAGUAAUGGACAAUGCCUGCCGGCAUUUUGGUUCAACCCAUCCUCACUGUCAAAAGACUGCAGCUUGGGACAGAGUUACCUCAACAGCACUGGGUAUAGGAAGGUGGUCUCCAACAAUUGUACCGAUGGAGUAAGAGAGCAGUAUACCGCCAAACCACAGAAGUGUCCAGGAAAGGCCCCGCGAGGGCUGCGGAUUGUCACUGCAGAUGGGAAACUGACAGCAGAACAGGGGCACAAUGUCACUCUCAUGGUGCAGCUGGAAGAGGGUGAUGUGCAGCGGACACUCAUCCAAGUGGACUUUGGAGAUGGCAUUGCAGUCUCGUAUGUCAACCUGAGCUCUAUGGAAGAUGGAAUCAAGCAUGUAUAUCAGAAUGUGGGCAUUUUCCGAGUGACCGUGCAGGUGGACAACAGUCUGGGGUCUGACAGCGCAGUCCUGUACUUACAUGUAACUUGUCCCCUGGAGCAUGUGCACCUGUCCCUGCCUUUUGUCACAACGAAGAACAAAGAGGUCAACGCCACUGCAGUGCUUUGGCCCAGCCAAGUGGGCACACUCACUUACGUGUGGUGGUAUGGGAACAACACAGAGCCCCUGAUCACCUUGGAGGGAAGCAUAUCAUUCAAGUUCACUUCUGAAGGAAUGAAUACAAUCACAGUACAGGUCUCCGCUGGGAAUGCCAUACUGCAAGACACAAAGACCAUUGCAGUAUAUGAGGAAUUUCGGUCUCUUCGCUUGGCCUUUUCUCCAAACUUGGAUGACUACAACCCUGACAUCCCUGAGUGGAGGAGAGACGUCAGCCGAGUCAUCAAAAGGUCUCUGGUAGAAGCCACAGGGAUUCCCAGCCAGCACAUCCUGGUGGCAGUGUUACCUGGCUUACCCACUGCUGCAGAGCUCUUUGUUUUACCCUAUCAAGAUGGCAACAGAGAAAGCAAAAGGUCGCCAGAGGACCUGGAGCAGAUAUCUGAACUUCUAAUCCACAAACUCAACCAGAACUUGGUGCACUUCGAGCUGAAACCUGGCGUCCAAGUUCUUGUCCAUGCGGCUCACCUCACAGCAGCCCCACUGGUGGACCUCACUCCUACCCACAGCGGAUCCGCCAUGCUGAUGUUGCUUUCAGUGGUAUUUGUGGGGCUGGCUGUCUUCGUCAUCUACAAGUUCAAAAGGAGAGUAGCUUUACCCUCCCCUCCCUCCCCUUCUACUCAACCUGGUGACUCAUCUCUCCGAUUGCAAAGACCGAGACAAGCCACUCCACCUUCAUCGCCAAAGCGGGGAUCUGCUGGGGCACAGUUUGCAAUUUAAGGAAAACCCCCAAAGGCUACAGGAGAUCUGCUGAUCAGAAAAGAAUUCGCUCUUGGCAAGUGCAUCAUCCAUCAUGACCACUAACUUUAUGUUUUUUUUCUUCUUCUGUUGUUCUGUUUCCUAUUUUGCCAGGAAGUAUUUCCAUAGUUGCUGAGAAUCAAAGCACAAAAGAAAUCCCUACCUAUGUAAAUGUUUGAAUGGAGGACGCCAGUAAAACAAAAACAAAAACAAACAAAUAAAAUAAAAAACAAUCAAAAUCCAAAAUAACAAGUAAACACUCACUGCAUCUGGACUUUCAAAUUCUUCAGACACAGACAACAAGGGUUUUUAGCUUUAAGCCUGUGCAUGUGGACAAUAUAUUGAGAACAUGUUUGGAGGGGCAGUGUACAGGUGCUCUAUUUUAAUGGAAAACACUCCCCUCCCUCUUUCUUCUCUUUUUCUGAUCGGUCGUGUUUGUAGAAAAUUCAUAACAUACAUAGGCCAAGGAGAUCUGCAUGUAUUUUUGGAAAUAUUCUUGGCUCUAGACUUAACAGCUAUUUUAGCCCUAGAGGUCUGAGGGUGGAUUAGCCAUCCCCAGCCUCUUCCUAAAACACAAAGACAUGCACAGGACACUGAAACCCUAAGCUUCUUCUCUGUGCUUCUUAGUGUCACAUUUCCUUUCUAAGUUAGUGUUAGUGGCUCCAUUGGUGAGCACGGACCACAGGCUGCUUUCUCUCCAUUUUCUGUGGCCGCAGGGAUGAAGAUGCUAGUUACCGUUCCAUAUCCAUGUAUGCAGGUUCCAUAGGAACAGAAGCGAGGCUGGGAAGCACAGCGGUCUAUCAGAAAUAGACCUUCGUUUCCUGCUCAUCUUUUCUCCUUGCAGCCUCCCCUACUCCUACCCCAAGGAACAUAGAAACAAAGACAAAAACCAAUGGGAAUUUCCCCCAGUACUCACUUGGUACCCUACCUUCCCAUUUGGAUGGUCACCCAUGUGUGAACAUGCUCUCUGGACAUCUUUCAGAUUUUUCUCCUCCUUCUUCUUUAUCUUUUGACAACUCUCUCUUUUCCUGUUCAAAUGUGUUGCUAGAUUUUGGAUAUUAAACCUUACAUUUCCUAAAACUGGACCAGCCUACACAACCCUGACUCCUUCUCUCACAAGUCUUUAGCUCUAUCAACUUUGUACACUUCCAGCAUGCCAGCUUCCGUGUGCUCUGGCCAGGCUGCAGCCUGCCCAGCUGGCUUCGCUUACAUUUCCCCUCUGUCUCCUCCUCAAAAAACCUUCCUUUGCCAAAUACCUCUGGUUUUCCCACCUGGAAACAUAUACUGUGUGUAAAAGAGUUUAUACACCCAUAGUAUUCCAAACCUGGACAUGCGCUUUGGAAAAGAAAGCAUGGAGAUGAACAGUGGUGGUUUCUCCAUUAACAAAAAUCUUAUGCGGUCUAAUUCUAGAAGAUUUCUUUUGAGAAAUGUUUUGAAAGUGUGACUAUACUGGAAGGAAACAUCUUCUGUGAUAGUUGCUGUUAUCUGAUAUUUCCACUCUAUAUCCAUAUUUGUAAAAUAAAACUGAUUUUUUAAUCACAAGGAGAAACAGGUUAAUGGACUCAAUAUAUAAGAGUAUUGAAAAAUCUAUAAAAAUCGGUCUUCUCAUAUAUUUGAAUGAGAAUUUGACCAUUUAAGAUGAUCUUUCUGAUUCCAUGUGUGUACACUGAUCUUCAAUUGUCAUGAUACUGAUAAAGAAAAAAAUCAAUAUACAUGGAAAGAUAGCUGCUUACAGCAAAUUAAGGCUCACAACAUUCAGGGCUGCAAAGCAAAAGAAAGCCAGUUUCCCUAAGGGAAUCAUACGGAGGCCCCCAGAAGAGAGCAGGGCUCCUGCUGAAGUUCUUCUAAUGACUGAGGUCCCUUCACUUCUGUGUACUAGAAAAAGCCCAAACUCAAAUUGGAAUGACAGAUAUUCUGGUAAACCACUUCCAGAGCCUAUCCUCCCACUUGGCUGUGUCCCAAAGCCAACAACAGGGUAUUGUCAAGGGCCUCGGUGCAUCCUAAUGAUCAGUAUGAUCCCUGCUCUUGAAUGGCUGAUUCCAUGAUCAGAUGACCCUGGUCUUGGAUGGCUGUGGCAAGGGGAGAGUAGGAAGGAAGGUGCCAGAUUUAGUCAAGCUUUAUGGUAGACGGUGUCCCAUGUGAAUUUAUAUGGUCAGUUUUGCCUGGGGACAUGAUCAAUCAAUUCUCAACCUGCCAGGCUUCCUAUCUCACAGGAAACAUCUUCAUUGAUUACUCUCUUCAGUUGGAGUCUUCCAUAUUUAGUCUGGAAGACAAAGUAUUUAGAAAUCAAAAUAGGUCCAUUCAAACAAGCACAGGGACUCCUCAGUGUUGCGGUUUAAUUAAUUCUAUUUAAAAAAAAUCAUUAUUAGAAAAGAACAACAGUCUUGAUCUAGCACAGUGCCUUGCCUAGAAUAAUAUUGUGAAAUUUUGUUUCAAUGAAAGGACAAUGAGUGAAUGACAAGACAUGGGGAAGAAGGGUCUGUAAGUCUUCAUUUAAAGUAGAGAUGGGCAUGAGAUUCCUGGCAUCCUGGACAACACCCAAAGUAGUCAGCUAUAGAUUCAGCUUCUCCAGUGUCCUUCUGAGCCUCUGCUUAAAGCUCCCUCCCACCUGUAGGUGUCGGUGGUUGGGGAGGCAAGGUAAUUCUUAGAGAGGACUGCCAAGUUCCUAUAAACUUUGCUAGUGGAUCUCAAAAUGUGAUGUCUAGGACAAGGCUAUCAGUGUCACAUACAGUUGCUUGAAAUGCAGAUUCAAACCAGGCUAAAACAGACCCUGCUAUUUUGAAAAUUCUAGGGCAUCAAUAGUAUUAUUUUUGUUUAUGAGUCAUGGUUGUCCCAACCAACUGUCACCCAGCCACCCGGGUGAUGAUGACAUAUGCUCAAGUUUGUCUUGAGGUCAAAUCCCAACAAGAAAGGAACAUUUAGAACUUACAAGUGGGAUGGAACCAAGUGCCUAUCUCUCACUAAUAGCAGGUGUAAACAGAAUGAGGAGUUUGGUGGACUUAAGGCCAAAGGAAUGCAGGGAGGGAAUCCAUAGAAGGUAAGAUUCAGGGCAGGCUACAAAUUGGAUACUGCAACCUUUCUUAAAAGCCCAGAGAGAGGGCAAACUGUGCAGGCUCUACCCUGAACUCCCCACCAACGUUUCCCCCUUGCCUUAUUCUAAUUGGAUUCACUGUCCAAAUUGCAGAGGCUUGCUUUGCUUUUUUCAGAAGUUCCAAACAGAAACUUUGAAAGCAAUGGGGUGCUUGGCAGCUGUUCUGUGUAUUCCAGGAUUCCAACUGAGCAUUGAAACCCCGCAUUUGCCAACUUAUUUUUAUAGGAAGCCAAUUUAAAAAAUGAAAGUUUUCUUAUAGUAUUGGAACUACUUCUAAUUUUAAAAUGACUUUUUUGAUGUAUUUUUUGUUAAA